CGUCAAAUGAAUUUUUUUUUAUUUUUUAUUUUUCGAAAAUAUUUUUCUUUUCCUUUACUCUUUUCCUUUAUUACAUUAUUAUAUAUAUAUGCCUUCUCCUAGUCGAUCAAGAGAAGAAGAAGAAGAAGAAGAACUUACUAUUUCUUCUUCUCCUUUCCAACCUGGUGCUGCGGUGAAGAAACGAAAAACGAACUCUGACAAGGAUAGUAGUCAACCUACUGGGUUCGAAGAAGAACUAAGGAUCUUGGAAGAAUCUAUGGAUAUCGAUGCUAUAUCUACUUGGGCACGAAAUCCUGCACCAACGAUCGAUCCUAAAACUGACAAAUUAUUAUUCCAACAGAUCGAAAUGGAUGAUUUUAUGGAUAUUAAAACAAGACGACCUAUUGUUCGCUUUUUUGGUAUUACUGAAAAUGGUAACAGUGUUGUCUGUAAUGCCCAAGGUUUCCUUCCUUAUUUUUACUUUCCUGCUCCUAUUGGUUUGAAGAAGUCCCACUUACCAGCAUUACAACAAGCUCUUUCUAGUGCUGCUGGAGAAGCCAAUAUUAUCAGUCACCUUGAAAUUACUAUGAAACAAAGUCUAUAUGGAUAUAGAGGUGAUACGAAAUCUCCAUUUGUCAAAGUAACAGUAUUUGAUCCAAGAAAUAUCUCCAAAGUGAAAAACAAGGUAGAAACUGGUGUCGUUGUUCCUGGUCUGGAUCGCAAAUGUCAAUCUGAUACAACUUAUGAAAGUAAUUUGGCCUAUCUCUUACGAUUCAUGAUUGAUUGUAAGGUUAGUGGUUGUAAUUGGAUAGAACUACCUCCCGGAUCCUAUACUCUUGCUGAAACCCAUUCAUCUCAUGCACAAAUUGAAGUCAACACAAGUUAUGAUAAAUUCAUCAGUCAUCCUCCUGAAGGUGAAUGGUCAUCUAUGGCUCCUCUACGAAUUCUUAGCUUUGAUAUUGAAUGUGCUGGUCGAAAAGGUAUCUUUCCAGAGCCUGAUCAAGAUCCUGUAAUUCAGAUUGCCUCCGUUGUUAAGGUUCAAGGUGAAAAAAAUCCAUUUGUCCGAAAUGUGUUUACUCUGAAUGAUUGUGAUCACAUUGUGGGCACUGAUGUUCAAUCAUUCUAUGAUGAAAGGGAGUUGUUACAAAAAUGGGCUGACUUUUUUAUUGAGGUCGAUCCAGAUGUUGUCAUCGGUUACAAUACAAGUAACUUUGAUUUUCCUUUUUUGUUGGAUCGAGCAAAUCAUCUUGGCGUGGCGAAAUUUCCCUACUUGGGUCGCAUCAAAGGAAUAAAAACUGAAGCAAAGGAUACAAAAUUCUCUUCAAAGGCAUUUGGUACCCGGGAAAACAAGGCUAUCAACUUGGAAGGCCGAUUACAAUUAGAUAUGUAUCAGGCCAUACAAAGGGAUUACAAAUUACGAUCAUAUACUUUGAACUCUGUCAGUGCCCACUUUUUAGGGGAACAAAAGGAAGAUGUACAUCACUCAAUCAUUACAGAAUUACAAAACGGAAACUCAGAAACUCGUCGUCGAUUGGCUGUUUACUGUUUGAAGGAUGCUUUUUUACCAUUACGACUUUUGGAAAAAUUGAUGAUGUUGUUCAAUUAUACUGAAAUGGCAAGAGUAACAGGAGUCCCAUUCAACUAUAUUCUUGUGCGUGGUCAACAAAUCAAGGUGAUUUCUCAACUUUUCCGUCGUGCUUUAGAAGAAGAUUUGGUGAUUCCAGUGAUUAAAUCAGAAAUUGCGGAAGAACAAUAUGAAGGUGCUACUGUGAUUGAUCCUGUCAAAGGUUAUUAUGAUGUCCCUAUUGCCACUCUUGAUUUCACGUCUUUGUAUCCAUCUAUUAUGCAAGCACAUAAUCUUUGUUACACCACAUUACUCACGCCACAAACUGUCCAACAGCUGGAUCUGAAGGAAAACAUUGACUAUGUAGUUACUCCUAACAACGAUAUGUUUGUCACGGCAAACCGUAGAAAAGGUUUACUUCCUCAGAUUCUUACAGAUUUACUUUCAGCAAGAAAACGGGCCAAGAAUGAUUUGAAAAAGGAAACGGAUCCCUUCAAAAGAGCUGUAUUAGAUGGUCGUCAACUUGCUCUCAAGAUUAGUGCAAACUCAGUAUAUGGUUUUACCGGUGCAACAGUUGGUAAACUUCCAUGUCUUCAAAUCUCCUCUAGUGUCACUGCUUAUGGUCGUCAAAUGAUUUUUAAAACAAAAGAGACGGUAGAAUCACAUUUUACGGUGGCGAACGGAUACAAACAUGAUGCUAAGGUUAUUUAUGGUGAUACUGAUUCUGUUAUGAUCAAAUUUGGUGAACAAGAUCUUGAAGAAGCGAUGAAGUUAGGUCAAGAAGGUGCCAAGAUAGUUACUGAUCAAUUUAUCAAGCCAAUCAAUCUUGACUUUGAAAAGGUGUAUUUCCCAUACUUGUUGAUUAGCAAGAAACGAUAUGCUGGUCUCUAUUGGACAAGACCUGAUAAAUAUGACAAGCUAGAUGCAAAGGGUAUUGAAACUGUACGCCGUGACAAUUGCCGAUUGGUAUCCAAUGUGAUUCAAAAUUGUUUGAAUAAACUGUUGAUUGAACGUGAUGUGGACGGUGCGCAGACAUAUGUCAAACAAACUAUCUCUGAUUUGCUUCAAAAUAAGGUGGAUUUAUCUCAACUGGUGAUUACCAAAGCGCUUAGCAAAUCAGAUUAUGCAGCGAAACAAGCACAUGUGGAAUUGGCAGAAAGAAUGAGGAAACGGGAUGCUGGGUCUGCGCCUGCUCUUGGUGAUCGUGUUGCUUACGUGAUUAUUAGGGCUCGAAACAACGCUCCUGCUUAUGAACGGUCCGAAGAUCCUAUCUAUGUUUUGGACAAUAAUAUUCCUAUUGAUACCCGGUAUUACCUUGAAAACCAAUUAUCAAAGCCUUUAUUACGUAUUAUGGAACCUGUCAUGGGUGAAAAAGCAGCGGAAUCUUUAUUAAGUGGUGCUCAUACACGUUCGGUAAAUAUUGCUACUCCUACUAUUGGUGGUUUGAUGAAGUUUGCGGUGAAAACAGCUACUUGUUUAGGAUGUAAAUCUCCUCUACCCAAAGGUGAUUCAUCACCUGUUUGUGUCCAUUGUCGUCCACGAUUAGCCGAGUUAUAUAAGAAGCAGGUUGAUUCUGUCAGUGAACUUGAAGUUAAGUUCUCUCGACUUUGGACUCAAUGUCAACGGUGUCAAGAAUCUCUUCAUCAAGAUGUCAUUUGCUCCAACAAUGAUUGUCCAAUCUUUUAUAUGCGAAAGAAGGUGCAAAAGGAUAUGAAUGAAUCAACAGCCAAAUUACAAAGGUUCUCCAACGUGGAUUGUAUAUAAAAUUCAAGCGUUUGUUUGGUAUUCGACUUUUUUUUUUUUUUAGUUAGUAUUAGUAUAAGAUGUUCCCCUCUUCUUUUUAAUGAUAUAUAUUUUAUUUAUUCCUUUAAAAUAAAAUAAACAAUCGCCCUCAUUCUACAUAUUCAAUAAAUAAAGUGAAAUACAAGAUGCUCUGCA
Halteromyces radiatus is the source of this 3481-nucleotide messenger RNA. Its product is annotated as DNA polymerase family B-domain-containing protein. Bases 89 to 3307 code for a protein of 1072 amino acids. Gene Ontology annotation, biological process: DNA replication proofreading; DNA-templated DNA replication; nucleotide-excision repair, DNA gap filling. The record is from RefSeq and is a predicted model, not a curated record. Gene Ontology annotation, molecular function: 3'-5'-DNA exonuclease activity; DNA binding; nucleotide binding. Gene Ontology annotation, cellular component: delta DNA polymerase complex. Lineage: Eukaryota; Fungi; Mucoromycota; Mucoromycetes; Mucorales; Cunninghamellaceae. The transcript has 20 exons.